AUGGCCGCCAAUAGCUCACCAGACCCCGAAAGCUUCACUCCACCGGCUCAUAUCCAGAGCAAUAGCGAUGUCGAAAAUGAUCCUCAGUCGCUAUCCAGUCCUACAUCCACCAGGCUACGCUUCCUUGCCCAAACUCCACCGCUCAAGACAACAACCACCUCAGCAGCACAGUCCGAAUACGGCAGCAGACGCAGCUCUUACAUCAUCCCGAUAGACCAGAUUCUCCCCGAAGAUCAUAUCGAUCCGGACACGUUUGGCGUGGCCGAGGAGCGAGAUGGCUUCUUUGACGCAUUAUUCCUUAAGCACACGCCGUUGAUGCCGCAAGGCUUUGUAGAACGAUCUAGGGCAUCGUUGCCCGCUGCUUUCGACGAAGAGUCGCCAUUGGCGGCUAAUCGGUUUAUUCCAAGACAGAUUCAAGGGGUUAAAUCGGUGCUCCGACGUGUCGCCACAACUCGAACCGGCAUUCGUCUCCUCAGAUCCUUUACCGCCUAUUUCGCAGCGUACAUUCUGUGCUUGAUACCGGCUGUCCGAAGAUGGCUUGGUCCAAUUCACUAUAUGAUUGCCGUCUCAGUCAUCUUGAACCACCCAGCAAGGACUUUGGGUGCGCAGGUUGAAGGCACCAUCUUUACCACUAUUGGGACAGCAGCCGGGAUUGGAUGGGGAGUUACCGGCCUCUUACUAUCGACAUCGACCUCUGCCGCCAGCAAUGGCUAUGGGGGUAUUCUGGCCUUAUUCUUGGCUCUAUUCAUGGCAGUCAUAGCAUGGAUACGGUCAUUUUAUGCGAGAUUCUACCAGAUGGUCGUGUGUGCAGGCGUAGCAAUCAUCUUCACUGUCUUAUCUCAGACUCAAGGACACAUUAUUGUGUGGGAGAAGCUGAGAAAUUAUGCUGUUCCUUGGCUCUUUGGUCAGGCCAUCGCACUGCUGGUAAACAGUACCAUCUUCCCUGACGCUGGUGCAAGACCGCUUGCUCUUAUUUUCCACAAUUCCUUUUCCCUCAUGCUGGAGGCAAUUGUGAUUCCACGUCCGCGAGACACCAGAUUCAGGCGCAGUCUUGUUCGCGCGUUUGUAGACCUGUCUGCUGCCAACCGUGAGAUGCGGUCCAGCCUCACCAUUACCCGAUUCAAGCCAGACGAUGUCAGAGACUUGCGAAACAUCAUGCAAGCCGUUAUCCGCGCGCUGCUGGCCAUGGAAACUGAGAGCGCCCUCUUCACGGAAAAGACUCCUGGUGUAUUGAAAGAGGCAGAUGUAACGCGUACAGUGAUUCGGAAACUGGCAAAGCCUACCAAAGAGAUUCUGGCUUGCAUGAACCUAGGGCUGCAGGCAAGCCAAGCUGCGUUGAUGGACCUCUCUGGCUACCGACAAUAUCUCGGCCCUCCAAUGGCCGUUUCAUCUGACAUUGCCCCCGUCCAAAUUCGAAUGAGGACUGCCAAAGCCAUCUUCGAUGCCGUCGAGUCAGAACUCCUUGAAUCGGGCCAGCUACCCUCAUCAUCAAUGAACGAUUCGGCCAUCGUCCAACUAUUCAUCUUUGCCAGACAUCUUCGCGAAACCGCAACCACAAUCGAAAGCCUCAUGGGCAAAGUAUACAACAUGCAACAAUGCUCCAACUGGCCACGGCCUCACCUACCGUCAUAUCCACUCCACAAAGCCGUCCACUGCGUCAACCCUCAAGUUACCCAUGACAGAGGCGGAGCCACAGCCGGAUCAUACCAUGUCACGUUCCUUCAAAUUGCUCAUGCUCUAGAAUCAAUCAAGUGUCGAGAAUACAAACCUUUGGAGAAAUACGAAGACGACAUCUCUGAGACAGAAUUACACGCCGAACUGACGCAUCUCACGGAUCCUGGUGCGCCGCCCGAUCUAGGGACCAAGAAAAACAGCGUGAGCUACAAAAUCUGGCAGGUAUUGCACCUUUUACAAGGCUAUGAGAGCCGAUACGCCUUCAAAACCGUCUUGGUCACGUCUCUUCUUGCAAUUCCCUCUUAUCUCAGCUGGGACAAGGUUUGGUGGGAUGAAUACGAAGCUUGGUGGGCCGUUACCAUGAGCUGGCUGCUUAUUCACGCCCGUGUAGGCGGCAAUGUACAGGACCUGAUUGCUAGAGCUGUCCUGGCUAUAUUAGGUGCCGUAUGGGCAGGGAUUUCACAUGCCGCGGGAGAUGGAAAUCCCUACGUGGUUGCAGUAUUUGCAGCUAUUUUCAUGAUACCCAUGCUCUAUCGAUUUACGCUGAGCUCCCAUCCGAGAUCUGGACUCGUUGGUUGCUUGUCUUUCACAGUCAUUUCACUCCAGCUCCAGGCCGGCAAUCUCCCUUCCUCAGCAGCUCUAACCACCGUCUACCGAGGCGUCGUGUUCCUCGUUGGCACAACUGCACCCAUCGUGGUCAACUGGUGUCUAUGGCCAUUUAUCGCAAGACACGAGCUCAGGAAAUCACUCUCUUCAAUGCUCUUCUUCCUGAGCAUCAUUUACCGAAACGUCGUUGCAAAAUACAUUUACUUCGAAGAAGGCAAAGAGCCCACCCCAGAAGACAUCGUCAACUCCGAAAUCCUCGAAGGCCGCAUCAGAGAAGGCUUUGUACGAAUCAGACAGCUCCUCGUCAUGACCCGUCACGAAGUCCGCCUCCGCAGCCCCUUCAACCCCCUCCCAUACUCCGGCCUAGCAGACUCCUGCGAACGCUUCUUCGACUACCUCAUCGCCGUGCGCCAAUCCGCCGUCUUCUACAACCCAGACUACAUCCGCGACGACCCCGUCGCCGCACAGCGCCUCCUCGGCUUCAGGAGAGAUGCCGUAGCCUCCAUCUUAGCUAACCUGUACAUUUUCGCCGGAGCUCUCAGGGCGGACCGAAAAGUCCCACGCUACCUCCCCAGCGCCGCCGCAGCAAGAAGAAAACUCCUCCUAGAAACCGCCGCCGUGGAAGACGAAAUGGCGCAGCACAGCCACGAGAGCGACGUCCGAUGGCACAAGAAGUGGAGCGACAUAUACAGCUACUCGUACAACGAGAGUCUCACAGGCUGCGUGGCCCAACUGGAAGAACUAGAGAGGUUCACCAAGUUCAUCGUCGGCGAGCAAGGGUUUGAUGAGGAGUGUAAGUUAGGACAGCAUUACGAGGAUGACACCGAAGAGGAGGAAGUAGAAGAGGAAGAACAAGAAGACCACGAACACGACCAAGAUGAAGACAAUGAUGAUCAACACUCAAGACGGACGGAAUAA
Molecule: messenger RNA, 3198 nt
Organism: Trichoderma breve
Lineage: Eukaryota; Fungi; Ascomycota; Sordariomycetes; Hypocreales; Hypocreaceae
Product: fusaric acid resistance protein-like domain-containing protein
Exons: 8
Coding region: 1-3198 (1065 amino acids)
Source: RefSeq, a predicted model, not a curated record